Messenger RNA from Cylicocyclus nassatus, 2030 nucleotides. NCBI's taxonomy places the organism in Eukaryota, Metazoa, Nematoda, Chromadorea, Rhabditida, Strongylidae. The record is from the annotation of a GenBank genome assembly.
GGUGGACGGUGCCUUCGAUAGAGGCCCGGACAUACAUACAGUCUGUCCCAUUGGGAUCAUGUCGAGUAGUAUGCCCAAAUCCUAACAAAUACCGUGCUGGCAAUGCGAUGAUGUAUACGAUGCUGACUUCUGGUCAUAAGAUGAGUGUCCAAGAUGAUAGCGAUGCUCGCAAGGCUAAACCCAGUACAUCAAACUGCGGGGAGGACGUAAUCUACGAUGACUUGCAAGUUGAGGAGAUGGAACAGUACGAAGUCGUUGAGGAGGAUGGUAAUUUUGCGGUCAAUGGCAUGCUCUACCAUGAUGAUCCAAGAUGUUCUCCGCAUCGUGUCGUUAAACGAGGUGCUCGUCUUGCGCAGAGGACGCUUGGAGGAAACCCGCGUCGACAGCCGCAUCGGGAAUCCCGCGUGAAUUCCUUCAGGCACCUGCUUGGAUAUGCUGACAAAAGUGACACUGAUACUUCCCAGAACGUGUCUCUUGGUGAAGUGGCUCCUGCUCGUGUCUUCGUAACUAAUGACGUCAGUGGUAUGCAUCUGGAUUGGCCUUUGUACAGCCAGCAGGCUGAAUCUUUUGCAACUGCUGCGCACAUUAUCGUGAGCGAAGCAGCCUUGAUUCGAAACUCUCUGAUAUGCAUGACUGUGCCCCAGGAGUUCACUGAAGUAGGCACUUUCGUCAUAUCAAUGACCGGCUUGGAGGAUCGCCAUGAAGUGACGCAAGACGGUCUUGGAUCAUGGGGUUCGCCUCAAGGGACUACAAAGUUUUACAACUUCUGUCCAACUACGCGAAAGUUGACCACUGCCACGCCAGAUGCCUACACUUAUAAGGUUCAAUGCAACAGAUAUAUUCAUCCAGGAACUGAUGAGCGCGGACACUUCAUUAGGAAGAUCUAUUGCGGAAUAACCAGCACAGGAGAAGCAUGUUCAUAUGCAGUAACCACGUACUCAUGGGAAGGUACGCCACAUCCUAUCACGGUUACUGUACCAGCUUCCCUACCAACGAAGCAGCACCCGUAUGGGGCUAGAAGUUGGGAGGCUGCUGAUAUCGAUUUAAGUGUGGAUGAAGGUAUCAUGCAUCGGGGACAACCGUUGCUGUCGCGUGUUGCUGUGGACUUUACUUUAGCUUGUAAAAUCUUGCUUGGCGGCGUAGAAAUCGAGCAACAUAGAAUCUGUGCGCAAGUGCCACACGAUUUCCGUGAUGGCGGCACGUUUCUUGUUGACAUUGAAAGCUGUGGAGGUGAGCGAAUGCUUUGCAAGGACGGACACGAGUGGCUGAAGCCUUCGGGGAGCAGCAGAUUCUUCCAUUUUGACGAUGACGGUACUAUAUCUCGUGUGGACCGUGCCGGAGCAGUUCCACCUAAUGACGAAUUUGAUGUACAGGUUCUCGCGAAACGAUAUGAGUGCAGUGAUGUGCCGAGUUUCGUUCGCAAAAUAUACGUUGCGCGGGAUAAGUCGGAUGAACCGCGGAUCAACACGCAUGUAGCGGUAGUCACCUUUCACUGGAAAUCUGAGCCGGUGAUCGCUAGGGCAAACAGAGAUGCAAUCAUUGCGAAAAAGAGGCAGACCGAAAGUCCAUCUGGAGGCCGUGCUGAUUUGAGAAACAACGACGUGGCUACCCUUCGAAUGAAAAAAUCGGUUCCUUUGACACGCUUGAAGAUUGGAACCAGACAGAUUGUCAGGCCGAAAGCUUUGCCAGCAAUGGAUGUUUUGUCUCGAGUUCGACUUUCACAUACGGAUCAUUUACGUCGCCUUGCGUUGACGAAGAAAUCCGAAAAUCUAUGUCGUCUCGCUGCGGUUCUUGACCGAGCUGAGCCGAUAUUAGAGCGCUUCGAGCAGUAUCUUCUUGCUCAACAUUGUCAAGAAGGCAAUGACGCGAUAUGGGUGGAACAGCACCAAAAUCUAGUAGAAGAAAGUCCUGGGAAAAAUAGGCAUCGUGCAGAACAAUGCGUUAUUGUUGAUCGCAAUGGAGAGCCUGUUGAUGUGCAGCCUGGCGUAGAAACGCACCUACUUACGAGGCCAUCGUGCUUUCAUAGGUGA